AUGCAAAAUACUAACCCUAACAAUAAUAAUAGUAGCAGUCAGAAUACUAGUGAUAAUCGACAACGACAAGGUAAUCAAUAUCAAUCUGUUAAACUACCUCCAUUACAAUAUCAAUUUAAUACUCACGAAUCGAUAGUAUUACCUUCACAACAACCUAAACGAGGCCGAGGUGAACAUUUUAAUUCACAGUUUCAACAGAAUAUAAUUUCAAGACCAAUAUUAUUACUGAGCUCUCGUGAUAUCAACACCACCACUUCUACUACUAAUAUACCUAUAACUUUGCCCAGUAGUACUAAUUCUAAUAGUCAAAUCACUUCCAGUAGCAAUUCAAGAAUGUUUUCACCUAAUCCUGUGAGUCCCUUAUAUCCAGUAGUUACUACUCCAUCAUCAGCAUUAUCACCACCACAGCAUCAUCAUCAACAUCAACAACAAUCACAUAAAAAAUUCAAAACCUCAAAUUCAGGUCCUAAUACUCCAGUCACUGGUAGUGGAAUUGGAUCUCCUAGUACUGUUAGUUAUUUGGCAAAUUCAGCUAAUAUUAGUUACACCAGAAGUCAACCAUUAAAAGAUAACAACCAAACGGCUUCGACAACAACCACUAAUAAUAAUAACAACAACACAACAAUUGAAAAUGAAGACCAGAAGUUUUUUCGAUUGGCAAAGGAAGCAUUAGUAGCUACUGCUAAGGGAGUGAAAACCAGCCAUUCUAAUAACAAAUUUGGUAAUACUUUUAAAAUUGGUAUGGAUCAUAGCGAGAAUAACCAAAGUGAUGGAAAUGAAACUGUAGUUGAUUCUACAAUUGAAGAUUUAUUAAGAAGAUUACAAUAUGCUAGUGCUCCUCAUGGUAAUCCUAUAGGUCAAAUAAGUGCACGUCAAACUAAUUCUAAAGGAUUACUUGAUGUACAAAAUGAAUAUUCCAAUUUCCCAGAUUUACAUAAUAACAAUUUUUUCCGUAAUUCUGUUACCACCACCACUACUGAUUCCAAAGUCAAGAAUAAUAGUAAGUUUAGUAGUAACCAUCAUCAUCCAUCAGGAAAUGAACCAGGAUGGAGUUUUUUAAUUGAUGAACCAUCAACAAAAGCAACAUCAAGUGUUGUUUCUAACACUACACCAUCAACAAUAACAACCAAUAUAAUACCUGAAUCAGAAUCAAAAUUGAAACGAGAAUCAAGUAUUACCAGUAUUAUCAACCCCUCAACAACAACAGAUAUAAACUCCACAACUAAUAACGACAGCAAAAAGACAUCCACGAAAAAUAGAAAAUAUUCUCAAGAUCCUACAAGGAAAUUCCCCUGUGAUAAAUGUCCCAUGUCAUUUCGAAGAUCUUCAGAUUUAAAACGUCAUGAAAAGCAACAUUUAACUAUCCCACCAAAUAUUUGUCAAUUUUGUGGUAAAGGUUUUGCAAGGAAAGAUGCUCUUAAGAGACAUAUUGGUACUUUGACAUGUAAAAGAAAUGCUGAUAAGAAAUUAUAUAUUGACAAUUUAAAUUAUCUAAAUAAUCCAAGUCAAGAUGAAGAAGAAGAGGAGGAGGAUGAAGAUGAAGAUGAUGAUGGAGAAGGUCGAUUGUGUAAGAAGAGAAGGAAAAGUAAUCAAACAAUCAAAGAAGAAAGAGAUGACGAUGAAGAAGAAGAUGAUGAUGAUGAGGAUGAAGUGAAACGAGAAUUUCCAACUUAUGGAUAUCAACAGAAUUAA
Molecule: messenger RNA, 1692 nt
Organism: Candida dubliniensis CD36
Lineage: Eukaryota; Fungi; Ascomycota; Pichiomycetes; Serinales; Debaryomycetaceae
Exons: 1
Coding region: 1-1692 (563 amino acids)
Biological process (GO): regulation of transcription by RNA polymerase II
Cellular component (GO): chromatin
Molecular function (GO): RNA polymerase II cis-regulatory region sequence-specific DNA binding; DNA-binding transcription factor activity, RNA polymerase II-specific
Source: RefSeq, a predicted model, not a curated record